GAGGGGUGUGGUGUUGCCAGGAAAACGCCAUUAUCCCGCCCCAGAUAGCAAGGUCCGUUUAAACUGUAAUCCAGGACCAGCGUCCAGUUCAAAUCCUAAGAUUAACCAGCAUAACAGAAGCUACAAGACUGGUCUCAGAUCAGACUAAAAGAAACGAUAGAUAGGCCUACCCACCAGUCAUUUAGAUUUACAGGACCCCGACUACUGCACAUCGACCUGAUAAAGCAGGGAAAACUGCCAUUCUGUUGAAGAACCGUCUUUAUAACAUUUAUUCGAGGAAGAUAUUUCGGAUAUUUCAGCUCUCGUGUGAAGAUGUUCUACACUUGUGGUCCAAAUGAGGCUAUGGUGGUAUCAGGAUUCUGCCGCUCUCCUCCACUGAUGAUAUCUGGAGGCAGAGUGUUUGUAUUUCCCUGUAUCCAACAGAUCCAGAGGAUCUCUCUCAACACUUUAACUCUGAAUGUGAAGAGUGACAAAGUCUACACGCGUCAUGGAGUGCCUAUCUCUGUUACUGGCAUUGCUCAGAUGAAGAUUCAAGGGCAAAAUAAGCAGAUGUUAGCAGCAGCAUGUCAGAUGUUCAUGGGGAAAUCUGAAGCAGAGAUUGCACAGAUCGCCCUGGAAACUCUGGAGGGCCAUCAGCGAGCUAUCAUUGCCCAUUUGACUGUGGAGGAAAUCUAUAAAGAUCGUAAGAAGUUUUCCGAGCAAGUGUUCAAGGUGGCCUCGUCUGACCUUGUCAACAUGGGCAUCAGUGUGGUCAGCUACACGCUCAAAGACGUUCACGAUGAUCAGGAUUACCUGCACUCUCUGGGAAAAGCUCGUACAGCUCAGGUGCAGAAGGAUGCCCGUAUUGGAGAGGCUUUAAACAAAAGAGACGCUGUUAUCAGGGAGGCUCAUGCAUUGCAGGAGAAGGUGUCUGCUCAGUACAUGAAUGAGAUACAGAUGGCUAAGGCUCAGAGAGACUUUGAGCUGAAGAAAGCUGCCUAUGACAUUGAGGUCAACACAAAAAAAGCAGAAUCUGAAAUGGCUUACCAGCUUCAGGUGGCUAAGACAAAGCAGCGUAUUGAGGAAGAGAAAAUGCAAGUGCAGGUGGUGGAGCGUACCCAGCAGAUCACCCUUCAGGAGCAGGAGAUCACACGCAGAGAGAAGGAGCUGGAGGCCAAGGUCAAGAAACCAGCCGAGGCUGAGAGAUACCGCCUGGAGAAGCUGGCAGAAGCCGAACGUCUUCAGCUCAUCAUGGAGGCAGAGGCUGAGGCAGAGUCCAUUAGAGUGAGAGGAGAGGCUGAGGCAUUUGCUGUGGAGGCUAAAGGGCGUGCCGAGGCAGAGCAGAUGGCAAAGAAGGCUGAAGCCUUCCAGCAGUAUAAGGAGGGAGCCAUGGUGGAUAUGCUAUUGGAAAAACUGCCACAGGUGGCAGAGGAGAUCAGCAAGCCUCUGUCAGCUGCCAAUAAGGUUACCAUGGUUUCAAGUGGUGGCUCAGAAGUGGGUGCGGCCAAGUUGACUGGUGAAGUACUGGAUAUCAUGACCAGGCUUCCGGAGACCAUUGAAAAAUUGACAGGAGUCAACAUCUCUCAGGUGGCCCGAACUGGCUAAACGCCGACACUGUGUUGACACCUUCAGCCUUCAGAUCCGCAUUUGUCAAUCUUUUCCUCUUAAUUUUUGUCUUUCCUAAUGUCUCUCUAUUACCACAUCGUGUGUUCAGUCCUGUUAUUCCCCUCUUUAUUUCAUCUUACUUGUCAUAUCUUUCUUCUCCAUCACUGCCUGUUAACUUGCCUUGCUGCUGAGCCCAAAAUGUUCAGUAAAUUGUAACAUGCCAGUGCAGUGUAAGUAGUGAAACAGCUAUUUAAGGAAGUUGCAGUUUAGUGACCAAAUCCAAAGUAUGAAGCCUUUAAUCAAAGUUACCAAGAUGCUGUUUCUUCACAAUCAUGAGUCUAUCUGUAUCUAUCUGUAUAAGCUCAUACUGUUACCUUAUUGCCUUGUAUCGAUAUUUGUCCUUAAAUUUGUAAUUGUGAUUGUAUCAUAUAUCUUGAUACCCCUUAACAAUAAGACUUCUGUUGCAUGACGCUUGUAUUCAAAGGUAAAUAAUACAGAAUUUUUGGUACCUAAUUAUCUGAAUAUGGCACAUCUCUCUUAUGUCUCUUAUAUUAGUAAUUGUACCAGUUCCAAUGCCAGUUUUUGCAAAGUGUUCUUAGUAGUGAUUUCAUAACUAAAAAAAUACAAAGACAGGAUGUCUAGUCAAGCUAUUUGUCAUGGGCCAGUAUUUUAUGUAUUUUUAUAUAAACAACUGUGUGCUUGUUAGCAAUACUUUCUUUUACACUUCAGAAAUUAAUUGAUAAUUAAUUGAUCAAAUGGUUUUAAAUAAUUUACACUUGAUUUGGAAGCCCAAUAUAAAUUAAAUUAUUGGGUUGCCCCAAAGUGCACACUUGCAGUUAGUGGUUUUGCUUAAGUGUACACUAGCUUGACUUAUUUUUGAAGUCAUUAGAAGUGCGCAAGCCAUAAGUAUACGGACAUUCUCAAAAUGUUAACCCUCUACUGCCCACAUUAUGAAAGCAAAAUAUGUCAGGUUUUCUUGCAUGAAAUAAUCCUAAAUAUUAACAUUGAAAACAAAACAAAAAAAAUGUAUUCGGCAUCCUUUUGGAGUAUGUUGCUUUGAGGCAACAUUGUAUGCCAGUAGAAAAAAAGGAAGAAGUCAUAUGAAAUUAAUUUUAUUUAAUGUUAAUAUUUGGAAUGAAAUUAUGUAGUUAUAUGAUUACUUGAUCCUUAAAUACUAAAAACACAAAAAAAGACUAAUUCUACUAAGUUAUUUUUAAAGAAACCAUGUUAUUAUGAUGCAACUUCAUUAAGCCAUGUUUUAAAUUCUUGCAAACAAUCAUGUAAAACAACGGAUAACUAGAAAAAUGCUGAGUGUUGCAUGACAGAUUUGACUGUUAUGGGCUGCUAGCAACUAAUAUUGCAUAAGUUAGAUUUAAAAAAAAAAACAAACAAACAUUAUUCUAAAAAAAAGAAAAAAAAACAAUUCUAGAAGAAAAAUAAAUCCUAACUGCAGUGAUCUUUCAAGUGAUGUAAAAAAAGUGACACUUGUUACACUAUCCAUUUCAGUGCGUUUACAUGCACUUCAGUUAUCAGAUAAUGGGGAAUCACCGCGUCUUCAUGAGUCAGGCAGUAUUUGGAUUUCUGCUUUGCAACCAGCUAGGAUAACACGUGAUGUAAACGUAACAUAAAAAUCUUCAUCAUUCCACUUCACAUCACAAACCUUGAGUCACGUUCACAGAAAAUAUGAUAUCAUCUAGAAGAUGAAGAAUAUUUAAAUUCGUCAUUUUGUGAAGCAUGUAGUUGUUUUAAGCGUUGCUCCAAAAGUGUUUUGUUGCCAUCUUGCAGGUGCUAUGUUAAACGCUACUUGCUUUUUCCAGUACUGUGGUCUUGUGUUCGCACAUGUGCGAACUGAGAAAACGAAGGAAAUCAGAGUAAGAAUAUACAUGCGCCAACAAGUUGAUUACUGAGCUAAAAUCCAGCUCUCUCUAUCAGUUUUCUAGGCGUUACUCCUAGAAAUCUAGGAAAUCAGUGUAUGCUGUUACGACAGGAUUAUGAAGUGCACGUAAAUGCAGUGUUGCUUAUAGAUAAAUAUUUAACUUAUUUAAUUGCUCAUAACCAAAUCAUUUAAAUGAUACAGAAUGUUAAAAGCAAAUGUGAAUGAUAUUUUUGGGUGGAAAUAAAAAAGAUGAAAAAUUGUUUUUCUGAAAAAGCUCUGAGCUGACAAUGUAUGCAUCCACAUAGGCUACUAGAGAUUUUUAAAUGCCCACCAGAAGACAGUUUGACCUAGUGUAAAUGUCUUAUUGGUUUAUUUAGCCUUUUUUUCAUUAUUAACCAUUUUAUUCUCAUUACAGAUGAACAUGCACACAAGUACAUGAAACUGCAAGUAUGAACUUUGGGAAUUGCCAAAUUUUUCAGGAGCUGGCUGCUGUAAACUUUGCAACAAGCAAGCAUAAAUAUUCCGCUAUAUGGUUGUCAUUUUGCUGAAUCUGAAGUAGGUGUUUUGUUGUUGCUAGGUUUUACAUCAGAUGAUUAGCAAGCAAAUUAUUACUAACGUUGGCCCUAUCAUCAAGAGAUUGCGAGCUCGAUCCCCGCUGAUGCUACAGCCAUCUGUGGCCGGGACCCCGAGAGAGCACAAUUGGCCUUGCUCUCCUUUGGUGUGUAGGAUGGCCCUCCCUCUCCCCCCAUCACUCAGCGCAGUGCUAGCCAGCGGAAGCUUCUUUUAGCUGACGUAACAGAACUGGCAGUUAGCGUUCUCCUCCAAGCACAUUCAGCUGUCUAAGUAAAUAUAAAACACAUGUUUCUCCCUAAUCAAUAAAUGCACUUGAAGCACCAUUAUAGAAGUGCAGCAUAGUCAUCCAUGUUAGCCUAUGAUAAAAAUUGUGUGCUGAAUAUAUCCAUUUCACUGAGUGUUAUAAAUAUAUAUAAAUCACAAAUAAACAUGAUAAAUACUGAUAUCUUGGUUGAUCCAUACUGCAGUGUAUGUGUAAUAUAUUUUAACAAAAUAAUAGUUUACAGUAUAUUUUUCUCUUUAUUCUGGAACUACUUUCCAUGUCCAUGCCUAUACUAACCCAAAUCAUUCCUUGCAUGAACUUAACCCUAACUUGUUUAAGCCGCCUCAGAAUUACUGGAGUACUUGUACUCAAUUACAGACUUUUUAACCCUUACACUUUCAUUUAGACCUUAAAAGCACUCAUAACAAAUACUAAAGACCAUGAGAUUUUUCUUUUGUAGUUCCCAUGUACUUGAAUUUGUUUUUACUGAAACAUCCAACUAAAUUCAUAACAUUGUAAGAUGCAAGUGUGCACAACUAUGCUAAUUAGUUUUACUGCCCCUUAGACCCUUUGCAACACACCCCAUAGUAAAGAAAACUUUUAAUUUAUCUUUUAAGGGAUUUACUUUUUACUUUUACAUACUUCCACUCAAGUACGUUUUUUGGUUGGGGCAAGUUACAUGAACAUGAACUAAACUGUGCUGUAAAGUAGAUCUUCAGGAGGAGGGCUGGUUAUCACUGUAUAUCACUACAUACCUGAAUUAUAUAAUAAUAAAAUGAGAAUACAUCUCGA
This is a messenger RNA of Colossoma macropomum (tambaqui), 5087 nucleotides long. RefSeq names its product flotillin 1a (gene flot1a). The record is from RefSeq and is a predicted model, not a curated record. The transcript is spliced from 13 exons. Bases 313 to 1584 code for a protein of 423 amino acids. Lineage: Eukaryota; Metazoa; Chordata; Actinopteri; Characiformes; Serrasalmidae. Gene Ontology annotation, biological process: positive regulation of cell-cell adhesion mediated by cadherin; positive regulation of endocytosis; regulation of receptor internalization. Gene Ontology annotation, cellular component: plasma membrane.